Molecule: messenger RNA, 1779 nt
Organism: Botrytis porri
Lineage: Eukaryota; Fungi; Ascomycota; Leotiomycetes; Helotiales; Sclerotiniaceae
Exons: 1
Coding region: 1-1779 (592 amino acids)
Source: RefSeq, a predicted model, not a curated record
AUGAAUAAUCAAAUUCAGCUUCGACAAGAUAUCUACAACAGAAGAUACGAGAACGGCACGUGGAUUUACAGCCUGGUCGACUACCCAAGAAAGCUUACAGUCAACGAACGGUUAAGAAUUACCCAUACCAUUCCUGCUAUUCUUUCAGAGUCUAGAUACCACACGGCGGAAGAGCUAGAGAAAGCUGGCUACCACUUCAUGAAAGGUGGCGAGAAGCACCAAUUCGAAGCACACCAUACAGAUAAACCUCCCACCCACUUUACAAGCCAUCUCAGACUUAGCGAGAGAGAGCUAGCGCAAUGUGGUCUUCUGGAGGAGCUUGGUAAGCUGCGCGAGAUUGCUCUUCAUCCAGACUUUCAGACUGGCUUGGCAGACACGAUGAAACGCAAAUAUAGCUACUAUCCAAAGAAGAAGGGUAUGCAAUACGAAAUUGGGGUCACUAAGCAACCUGGACACGGAGCUAAGAGACUUCAGCUGGCAGAGAUUCUGCGUCGAGAUACAGACGAUUCGAAGAAGGAUUUCUUCCAUAAAGCUCGUAAUCUAGGCCAGAAGUUGCUUGAUAUAUGGACUCCUGGGUACGAGAAUACCCACUCUUUUCAGGAUAUUGAAUGGCAUCGAAAUGCUGCGAUGACCUUCAGCGAGGAUUCGAAUACAACGCUCAACUCUAUCCAACUGAAUUACACCAAGCAAGGAACGGCCAUCACGGACGCUCUGAAAGGGAAGGCACAUCUACAUUGCGAUAAAUACGAUCAACCAACUUCCUAUUCCGUCGUGUUCUUCAUGUCAAAUUUUGACGAUUGGUAUUGUCCCGGCCAUUUCAUCAACACUACCUGGAGAACCAUAUUCCCUGCAUCCCCUUUCCAAGUCUACAUCUUUUCCGGAAGAACAUGGCACUGUGGUGCUGGCGCAGGAUUCUAUCCAGAAUGGGUAGGCCCAGGUCAUCCCCUACGAUUAUCAGCUCCAUCGGUUCCACUUCCUGCCUUAAGUCCCCUUGCAGCCGAAAAUAAGAUGAGAUGCAACAUGGUAAUAUAUCCGACUCGUAGACUUCUAGUUCCCAAGUUCAAGGAAUUGAACAUUGAGAUAUGGCAAGCACAGGGCCUUCACGUCUUCACGAAUAUUCGAACACACCAGGAAUGGAAGUUAAGGCUGUUCAUUAAGCAAGAAGUAUUGUUUAAGCUGAUCGCAUCGCUUGAAACUAAAGUGCUUUUACAGAAGCACUUCCCUGAGUGGAUUCGAAACUGGUGGUGGAUGAUGACUUUUACUCCAGACAUGUUCUGGCAUGGUGUCGACGAUCUAUCUCACGACGCAGAGGAGAGAUCCUUGGCAUACUUCAAGCAGUUGGAAGAUGAAAUCGACAAGAACGAUACUCAAGAACCCCUUCUAACCAAAACCGGCAAGAACAAGAGAGUCUUGCUCACCGAAGAAGAGAGGGCUAUCACCAAAAAGUUCACCGCACACUACGAAGAUCUUGGGGAUUGGGAAGAUUUGGGAACCACUAAUCCCGAUUGGUUUAUUGGGUUAUUCUGGUGGAUCGACCCUGUUACUGGAGCUAAGACAUAUCCUUCUCGCGACAUGGCCAUCAAGACAAUCGCGUUGGUUGCUACCGGGCCUUGCAAAGAGCUGGCUAACUCGGAGGAAGAUAUAGCACAGGCAUAUGAUGGAUUUGGUGAGUACAAAGGAGGCACGGUUUUCACGGAACUAGAUUCUCCUCGUGCGUUUGAUCCAGGUGUGGAUACUGUUCCUGCAAAUCCCGGCUGGGUCCCCAACUCUGAUUGGUAA